Messenger RNA from Loa loa (African eye worm), 367 nucleotides. RefSeq lists its product as hypothetical. The transcript is spliced from 4 exons. The record is from RefSeq and is a predicted model, not a curated record. Lineage: Eukaryota; Metazoa; Nematoda; Chromadorea; Rhabditida; Onchocercidae. The coding region runs from base 1 to 306 and encodes 101 amino acids.
AUGCCAGUAACUCGAUUGAAGGUGAGAUGGAUUCGAUCGGAUGAAGAUGGUCUUACGUUUGAAUUCUGUGCACUGACAUUAAAUUUGGAUACAAGUUGGAUAUAUGAUAUUGUGGAUGCUCUUCUGAAGGAACGAAAUAUUUAUCACGAUAAUGCAAUUAAAGACGAAACUAUCAUUGCUGGUAUGGAAAGGAGGUUGGAAUUGCUUGGAAAGAAAGUUGAAGAAAUGGAUAAUUACCGUCGAAAUUUAUCCAAUACUUUGAUUUCGAAAUUUGUCGCUAUCCAAAACAGAAAGACCAGUUCAUGAUAUUCACGUGAUACAUGAAAUUUUGCAUGGAUGCUUAGAUUGUAAUUUUGCUAGAUAUGAG